This is a messenger RNA of Phyllopteryx taeniolatus (common seadragon), 2558 nucleotides long. RefSeq names its product beta-2 adrenergic receptor. Gene Ontology annotation, molecular function: G protein-coupled serotonin receptor activity; neurotransmitter receptor activity. Gene Ontology annotation, cellular component: membrane; dendrite. The transcript is spliced from 2 exons. Gene Ontology annotation, biological process: chemical synaptic transmission; G protein-coupled receptor signaling pathway, coupled to cyclic nucleotide second messenger. NCBI's taxonomy places the organism in Eukaryota, Metazoa, Chordata, Actinopteri, Syngnathiformes, Syngnathidae. The record is from RefSeq and is a predicted model, not a curated record. The coding region runs from base 181 to 1215 and encodes 344 amino acids.
CCUCAUCAUCAUCAUCAUCAUCAUCAUCCUCAUGCUCCUCGAAGCCGGAUCAGGGACGGAUCAGGAAAGUGAGCAGAAUCCGCCACAUGCAAGGGUGGAGGCAAGAUGAAGAGGCUUCCUGUGGCAUCCUCAAAGUGACACUCCAAGUGCUCACGUGAGCGUCUGGGCCGGGUUAGUCCAAUGAUCGACACCGGCCCGUCGAGCACGCUGGACAGCGCGGCGGAGGCGCCGUGCACCGUGUGCUGCUGCACACUGGGCAACAAGAUCCUCACGGUGGUCUUCAUGGUGCUGCUGAUCUUGGCCAUCCUCUUCGGCAACCUGCUGACCCUGGCGGUCGUCUUGGGCACGAAGCACUUCCGCACACCGCAGGGCUACCUAAAAGCCUCGCUGGCUGCGGCCGACCUGGCGGUGGGUGCCUUCGUUGUGCCGCUGUCUGUCUACGCUGAGCUCUACCUCAUGGCCGGCGAUUCUGCGCCCGAGUGGACGGCAUACAACUCUCAGUCGGUGAGCUUCCACCCUUGCACCGUUAUCGGACCCAUCUUCGCCGGUUGCACACUGGUGUCCAUCACCACCAUCUUCCUGAUGACGAUCGAGCGUAGCAUUGCUGUGCUGAAGCCGCUGCAUAAAGACUCGGUGAUCACGCGCAAGCGGACCACAAUCCUCAUCGCGCUCUCCUGGUUGGGGAGCUUCUUCCUGGCCGUGUCGCCCCUGGUGUUCAGCCGCGAGAUUGUCCUGGAGUACAACACCUGCAGCCGCAUGUGCAACUACGCCCUAGGGACCAUCGGCCAGUUCCCCUCGCAGGCCUGGAACAUCCUGCUCCUCUUCCCCGCCUUUGACUUCACCCUGCUGAGCGGCACGGUGGCCAUCAACAUCAUCUCGCUGUCCGGCAUCAGGCAACACUCCAAGCGCAGGAAACACCUGGCAGAGGCCGAAUGCCAAAAAGCCAGCAAGCCCACUUUCUCUGACAUCAAGGCAGCCAAGACCAUCGGGACACUGACGGUGGCCUUCACUGCCUCCUUUACACCCAUCGCAGUCUUUGUGGUGGGCAAUGUUCUUGGCAACGAGUGGUGCAAUUUCUCUUUCUUCGCCUUCUGGAUUUUGGCCACCAACAGCUGCUGCAAUGUGAUUAUUUACAGCGUGCGUGACCAGAAGUUCAGGCUGUGUGUGCACAAGUUGCUGCUGAGAGACGCCAGUAAGAGCUGCAGACAGACUUGAGCUUUUCUUUUUUUGUCGAGUCUGCAUGUCUGUCUUGCGGACCGCUAAAAGUGACAUCUCGGAAACGCACGGAACACCUAAGCGGGGUUCCAGUUAGGACCUGAGCUUUUUGGGAUGGAUUUUCACAGGGUGGGAUUGAGUGAUUGUUGUUGUUGGUGGAAGGUAUUGGAUGUUCGGCAAAGAUGUUGAUGGGUUGGCCAGCAAAUGUGUCAAUAUAUGGGUUGACUGUUUUGAUGACGGCAUAACCUAACCCUAACCGUAAGCCUCUUCCUUCCUAGCCUUAAUUCUACCCUAACCAGUAACACUAAACUCUAACUGACCGUAACUCCUAAUUCUUUUCCGUAACCCUAAAAACCCAUCCUUUACCCUAACUGCUAACAUUCUUCCUUCCCGACCUUAACCUAAUCAGCAACUCUACCCUCUUCCAUCUUAUCCAUGAACCCUCUCCCCCAACCUGAACCCAACCCAAACUCCAAGUUCUCUUCCUUCCUAACUUUAACCUCACCAACAUUCUGCCUACAAUGCCAAGAGGUAUUCUUUUAGAUCGUAAAAUAGUUUUACCAUCCUCUUAAACACCUUUACCUAACCUAACCCCUAAUCCCCAACCUUAAGCUAACUUUAAACCUCACUACCUUUUCAUAACAACAGUAUUAAUACCUCCUCCACCCUCACCAUGUUUGUUAUCAAAGCCACUUGGUUUGAAAGUUUUUAUUCGCUGAACAUUAAUUCCGUUUUCAUAUGUUAUGGGAUCACCAGGAGCCUUUCGAGCGGCGGAGGGGAGUUAUCUUGUUUUCUGUGAAGCUGUGCUAAACGUCUGUCGAAUGGUUUUUCAUCUGAGCUCAAUAAAAUGUAUGACACAGACCAACGUUUCACACCAAUUCCUCCAUGUGCAGAGUUCACCAGACAGCAAAUGCACAACAAUUACACUACUCACAAAAAGUUCCGGAUAUUGGGCUUUCGGGUAAAAUUUCAGGAAGAACUGUAAUUUCAUCUAAACUUAUGAAUAUCCAACUUCUCAAAGUUUCAAUACUUUUUUGUACAACUUGCUGUUCUCUAACCAGGAGCCGAACUGCAAAAUUUGCAACUUUUGAUCCAUGAACAUUUCCAAAGACCAUCACGUCUCUGCCUUUUUGUUACUCUUCCAGUGUCUCUAUCUAUGUUGCGACCGUCUGGUGACACCUUGUAACACUCCAAGCUGAGUGGCUUGCAUUUAGCAAGUUUUCAAACAGGACGUUCUCAGAAGGAACAGGCCACUAAGCUCAUGGUGUCAUCAGUCGUUUGCAGUCACAGAAAGGCAUACGUACAAAUUGCAAGCAAUAGCAAGUUGUGCAAAACGUUCUGAA